Ixodes scapularis (black-legged tick) is the source of this 1666-nucleotide messenger RNA. Its product is annotated as neural cell adhesion molecule 1-like. NCBI's taxonomy places the organism in Eukaryota, Metazoa, Arthropoda, Arachnida, Ixodida, Ixodidae. The transcript is spliced from 8 exons. The record is from RefSeq and is a predicted model, not a curated record. Gene Ontology annotation, molecular function: protein binding. The coding region runs from base 1 to 1584 and encodes 527 amino acids.
AUGUCUACACUAAAUCAUUUUGACGUGAACAUUAAAGGCAAACCUCGGCCCGUGGUCACCUGGUGGAGGGACAAGCGAUUGGUCGACGCCAACUUCACCGUGGCUGGCGAUGGCAACGUGGUUCGAAAUAGGUUUCAUAUUCAUGAGCUCAAGCGCUCCGACUUUUUGACAGUGCUCACGUGCCAAGCGGUCAACAACAACGUCACCGUCGCCGCGUCACGCUCAAUCACACUGGACAUGAACCUGAUACCUCUUGACGUGGCGAUCCAACCGCCGAAGCAGGCACUGUCAGCCGACCAGGAGGUGGAGCUGGUGUGUUCGUCGAGUGGGUCUCGACCGCCGGCGCUGCUUACCUGGUGGAAAAGCGGAGAGCAACUGGUUUCAACCAAAGAGCACCAGGUCCAAGAGGGCGUUAGCACCAGCUCCAGCGUGAUCCUUUUCACGCCCAGGGUUGAAGACAACGGCCUGGUGCUCUCGUGUCGUGCAGAGAAUCCGUUCAUACCUGGAAGUGCCAUCGAAGAAGGCUGGAAGCUGGAUGUGUUUUACAAACCAAGGGUGACCCUUCGUCUGGGCCAGAACCUCAAGGAACACGACAUCCGUGAGGGGAGGGACGUCUACCUGGAGUGCCACGUGGACGCUAGUCCGCCUGCGACGGAGGUCACGUGGCUCUUUGAAGACCGCGAAGUGACCACCAACAUGAGUGCUGGUGUCAUUGUCAGCAACCAGUCGCUCGUGCUGCAGAAAGUGCGCAAGUCGAGACGGGGACGCUACACCUGCGUUGCAGUGAACCGCGAGGGACACGGCGCCAGUAACACCUUUGCCCUCAGAAUAAAAUUCGCUCCGGUCUGCAAAGCUGGCCAGAAACGCCUGUACGGCGUUUCCAGGCUGGAGUCCUUGGCGGUCCGGUGUGAACUGGAGGCCGACCCUUCGGACGUGACCUUCCACUGGCGGUUCAACAGCUCGUCUAGCGGCAAGCGGCUCGACCUGGCCAGCUACAGCCACGCGCUCACGCACAGCACUGCCGUGUACUCGCCCCAAGGGGAAGAGGACUUCGGCUUCCUGCUCUGCUGGGGCACAAAUGAGGUCGGAAAGCAGCUCGCGCCUUGCAACUUCACCGUUGUCCCAGCCGGGCCUCCGGAUCCUGUAGAAAAUUGCACCCAAGUAAACGGCACCGAAGACUCCGUGUCCUUCGAGUGCUCCGAGGGUGCUUGGAACGGCGGCAUCUCUCCGGUUUCGUUCCUGGCUGAACUGCGUGAGAUCGACUCGGGGCAUCGGCUGUUGGCAAACGGCUCUUCGCUCGGUUCUCCUUCAUUCACCUUCCUUGGACUUCCUGGUGGAAGUAGCUUCCGUGUCCAGCUCUACUCAAUCAAUGCGAAGGGCCACAAAGCGCCCACACGCUUUAUCGUGACCACACUGAGGCCAGCUGAAAAGCUUACUGCAGGCAGCCAAGGCAUCAUAACUAUCAGACCCAUCCUCGGCGUCCUUGUUGGAACGGUAGUAACAUUAGUGAUAGCAGCAAUAGCUAUCAUACUCUUCGUGAGAUACAAGAAUCCCAAGAAGGAAAAAGAACGCAGACGCUGCUGAAAAAGGAUGAAGAUGAAUUUGGUGACAUAGAAGAAAGAGGGCCGGAUAUCAUUCCAUCGACACCUCUUAGUAAAACAAAUUU